This is a messenger RNA of Drosophila teissieri, 1067 nucleotides long. RefSeq names its product proteasome subunit beta type-5 (gene Prosbeta5R2). NCBI's taxonomy places the organism in Eukaryota, Metazoa, Arthropoda, Insecta, Diptera, Drosophilidae. Bases 81 to 938 code for a protein of 285 amino acids. Gene Ontology annotation, molecular function: threonine-type endopeptidase activity. Gene Ontology annotation, cellular component: proteasome core complex. The record is from RefSeq and is a predicted model, not a curated record. The transcript has a single exon.
AAUUCAACAUAAUAUUGUUUAUACCUAAGGUUUAAGCCACUGCAUUUAAUCUUUAAAUAUAUUCAUUUUUGGCUCUAACUAUGGCCUUAGAAAGCAUUUGUGGGAUGGAUAAGGUGCCAUUCAUGAGGAGCUUUGGAUCCCGCACCUCAAGGCAAACAAUUGAAGAAAUCAGACUCGCAUCGAGUAACAUGGAUAAUCCCCUCGCCAUAAUGGCUCCGCCCUUUGAAAAUCCUCGGGAAAGUGUGAGUAAACUGAGUGCCGUUAGUGAAGUGCAAAUGGAUUGCGACCACGGAACCACCACGGUGGGUUUUGUUUACCAGGGUGGCAUUAUCCUGUGUGUGGAUUCCAGAACCACGUCGGGCAAGUUUAUUGGAUCCCAAAGCUUGCAGAAAGUGGUGCAGGUGAACCAGUAUAUGCUGGGUACUAUGGCAGGUGGUGCCGCGGACUGCACCUACUGGGAUCGAGCUUUGACCAGGGAGUGCCGACUGCACGAGCUCCGCUAUAAGGAGCGACUACCAGUGCGGUCUGCUGCCAGAUUCAUCUGCAACGUGGCUGCGGAGUACAAGGGAAUGGGUCUCUGCAUGGGAAUGAUGUUGGCAGGUUGGUCGCCCGAGGGAUCCAGCUUGGUGUACGUGGACUCCGACGGCCUGCGGCUCCAUGGGAAAGUUUUCGCCGUGGGCAGUGGAGCCUCCAAUGCCCUGGGAAUUCUGGACACUGACUACCGCUUGGAUCUCAGUGAUAACGAGGCCUACGACCUGGCCUUCCGCGCAGUGUAUCAUGCCACCAUGAGAGAUAUAUUUUCCGGAGGCUUGGUGAGACUGUAUCACAUAGAUCAAGACAACUGGAGGAAUGUGGCCAAUAAAGACUGCCAGGAACUGCAUGAGAAUUACUCAGGAGGUGGAAAGAAUCAACAAGCUUCUGAUAAUUGCAAUAUUUAAGCAAUGCGCAUCAUAACCUAAUGAAUGGUUGGUUGACCGAAACGAAAACAUCACGUUUAGAACAAACCCUUCUGCAUUUUACUAAAUUAAGACCAUCCAAUAAAUGUUGCUGACUUAUUUAUUUUCUAA